GUGAUUUUUGGAGAAAAUCCCGUGAGAUUAGCUAGUGUUUUGGCCAAUUUGUGGGAGUGGAGUUACUGUUCACGUCGGGGGUCACUGUUCACCGGCACUAUUCACCGGUUACUGUUCACACCCCGAGGGCCAACAAUUAACGGGAAUUUUAAUGAUUAGUUUGUGAUAUAAGAACGAUUUUGGAGAUAUUUGAUCAUGUGGAGAUUUAUGGAAAUAGCAUUGUGAUUAUGAAUGAUCCUAAUGAUGAUUUCAGUGUGAAUUUGUGAUAGCACGGUAUUAAUUCUGAGGUGUUUUGAUUAGGUUCCCGAUCGUUCUGUCAGUUAGUGCGUGAAUUGAGUGCUCGGUUUAUGCGAGUGAGGAAGUGAAACCGAGGACGGGAAACCACGGGAAGUGACGAGUUAGAAGGCUAGCCAUAUUGUAAUUGGAUAUGAAUUUUAGAAACAAAUCAUGAUCUUGUAUUUGGAGAUUUUAUGAUAUCAGAGUAAAUUUUAAAGAUUUGAUCUUCAGAUUUUGAUAGUAUUAGAUUGUGAUUUUGAUGGUAUCAGAUUGUGGUGUGAUAAGUUCCGAGCCUUGUGCAUUUGUGGGACCCGUCUCACGAGUGCACGGCGUCUGUCGCGUCCCUGGAUUUGGGUUCUGGGGCGUGACAGAUUUAAUGGGAGUUGCAGAGACUUUUGUUAUUGAUCCUGUUAGUCUCUACAGCAUAGCUGGUGGAGAAUUUGUUUUGUUUGUCACAUGACCAGUGGAGGAUGGGUAAACCCUCUACUUUGCAAGAGAUUCAAGGCUAUUUUAGCAAAUGUUGUGUGUUUUUUGAUGCAUUUUAGGAGCUGGAUAACUUGGUAAUUCCGUUGCUCCUUAUCUUUCUGAAAGUCUUGUAGUGAAGUUUCACUUUUUCCAUUUGGAGCUUCAUGGUCUUUUCAUGUGGCUCAUUUGUUUGUAUUGGUUAAUCAAGAGCAGUGAUCAUUCAAUUGAAAUUGCCAUGUUUUGUGAAGAUUGGCAAACUGUCAUAAAGUUAAACUCCUUUGUUGCCAAUCUCUACAUUCUUGAUAUCUGGAAAUUGCUUGAAACUCUUGAAAUCCAUCUUGAAUCUUUUUUUGAUAUUGCUUUGUACUUGUUCUUGAAACUGAAAUCCAGAAAUGGAUAAUGAUUAUUGAAAUCCUCAUUAUCUGGAUACUUGUUUGAAAUUAAUUCUUGCAUUGUUUUUGGAAUCUAGUUUGAGUUGUCCUUGAAAACCAUUCUUGUUUUGAAAUUGGUUCUUGUUCAAAUUCUGUAUACUGCUCUUGCUCAAAUCUUGCAUAUUCUGCUUGUUCUUGUUUCGGUAUACUUCUUGAUCUUCUUGAUUCUUGGUUUUUGUUGAUAUGGACACCUCUUUAGGAGGGGUGAUGAUUAUUAGAAGAUACCUAUAUGACACAUCCUUGUUCUUGUCUCUUGCAAGUGUUAAUCUCUGUAUCUUUGAUGUCUCAGCUUUGACUUGACUCUAGGAUGACUUGAUUGUAAACCUGCUUAGUCUCCAUGAGCUACGAGGUAAAGGGGUAGUCCUUGAAAUACUUGAUGCCCUAGAGUUUUGUUCCAAGUGAAAUGGUUCUUUGAUCUGGCUGCUUGGAUUUUUGUUUGCCCUUUUAAUUAGAAGACAUGAAUCUUCUAAGCAUCUUGAUCCCAGCCAUUGCUUUGUUCUGUUAAUUAAUUCUAGUACUUGAG
Messenger RNA from Rubroshorea leprosula, 1695 nucleotides. Lineage: Eukaryota; Viridiplantae; Streptophyta; Magnoliopsida; Malvales; Dipterocarpaceae. The record is from the annotation of a GenBank genome assembly.